Branchiostoma belcheri (Belcher's lancelet) is the source of this 1645-nucleotide messenger RNA. RefSeq lists its product as uncharacterized. The transcript has 4 exons. Lineage: Eukaryota; Metazoa; Chordata; Leptocardii; Amphioxiformes; Branchiostomatidae. The coding region runs from base 1 to 768 and encodes 255 amino acids. The record is from RefSeq and is a predicted model, not a curated record.
AUGCAGCAGGGUCCUACAACUGCCCCACCCGGAUCUGAGAAGCACGCGUUACCAUGUCAGACACCACCGGGGUCACUACAAGACAUCGUUUCCGAGAGUUUUGUAGGCACACCAGGGACCGUCUACUCCGGCUGCCAUGCGCCUCCCUCGGGUGCCCCCCGCCUGACGCUGGCAGUCCUGGUCGGUAUGAACGCCAAGGCGGCGUACAAGCUGGUGGAGACCAUCGCGGCUCACUCCAGCAGGAUGCCCGUCACGCUCUUCCUCUAUGGAGACUUCGUGGAAACGUUUCCCGAACUGGUGACAGAAUGGGCCAAAACUUUCACUAUAGGCAUGCGCGAGGGCCAACCAUUUCCGCUAGGGCACUUCACGCUACAGGCACAGAGCUGGAUCCGGAUGGGGCUGGUCAGCACGAUACAGCGCCUGAGCGAAGUGGACCUACAGACAGCCUACUACUUUCCUGAGCAUGUGACAGAUGCCGUGAAAAGUGAAGCUAAGUCUCGGGGCCUGAGGAUCUUCCAACCGACAGCUCGCUUCCCUCCUAGAGAUGAAAAGUGGCUCCUGUCUGUUGCAAACUACUACAAGUACCGAGACGUGGAGAGGGUUCCCAAAGCUCUCCGUGUCAUCGCCAAUCAACUAGAGGACAAGGGAGGCAUCGUCAGUCUGGACUCAGACCACCCGGACAGUUACAUGAUCUCCGUCUUCCUCAUGGACUAUCUGUCCGAGAAGUCUGGCUACAAUCUAGUUAGCAUUACAGAAUGUCUAAAGUAGAUAUAAGCAGUAUGAAGUAGCCUUAAUAAGCUACACAACAGUCGCAAGAGUACAUGUGCAGUAGUUCUAGGGUCAAAGAUUAAGGCCCUUCACUUGCAAAUAACGCCACGAGACUUGUAGACUGUUUAGUGUCUGAUUUCUCAAACUUCAAUAGACAAAAACUGAUUUAUAUUCUUACAUCAAACAUCAGAACAAAACAGAAAGCAAAAAAAAAACACAGCAACGUACUUGACUCUUAAUUGUUUACCUCUGGGGGCCUUAGGCCACACCAAUUUAAUUUGUUGGUUUUCGGAUUCGCCUCUUCAUUAUUUCACUCCAUACAUAGUAAGGAGUGAAAUAUUGUAUUUCCUCAUGUUUCUUCUCCUCCUUCUUCUCCUCCUGCCUUUUCUUUAAAUUGAUUCAACUCCUUCAUUUUUUGGGCCUUUUUUGCUUUUUUAGCUCUUACUAUAGAUACUGUGGGUGAGUAAGCUCGUGACGUAAUGAGGAAGGGAUUCGGGGGCAGGACCAAAUAAAUGGGCAUGCAAGCAUGCAACAAGUGUGGCCAUGUUUGCCGAUCUGGCUGUUGAUUCGCUGAUAGCUAAUUGAUUAAUUUUCUUCUACCUACUCAGGCAGAUUCUUAUGUUUGUUUACAAGUUUGGCCAGGGAAAAGGAGUUUUGUAAAAGCGGUGGAAACACGAUAGUUACAGCUACAGGGCUAUUUUCAUUCAGCUAGCCAACCUCUCCGAAGAAGAGACCCUCGGUUUACAGUUGUGAUUCGAAAACUUACUAUGCAUAUUUUAUGCCCGCAACGCUCGAGGUUCCAGCGGGAUACCCGUCAAUAGAUAGGCAGGUAAGAAAUAUACAAUUACAUAUUGCCUAACUGAGUAUUUUCCGCAAU